AUGUCAAAAGAAACAACUGAAGAAACGCUUACUUUGAUCGAGGAGACUCCCAAUGUUCCCUCUACAGUAGUUAGAAAAGAACGUAAAUUGGAAGCUUCCCCUUUUGUACAAGAGACUAAACGGGAAAAAAGAGUAACAACUGAAGACAUAAGCGUUACUUAUGCCUCGAAUAAAUCCGCGGCUUCUUCAAUGCCUCAAGAUGUCGCAACAAGAACAGCCGAGUGGGAUACAGCGACUGAUAAUGAUGCACAAGCUUUACUAGAAAAAAAGUUAGCUGCUGAAGAAGCAGAUGAUGAUAAUUUAUAUAAAGGUCAACACGCUUAUAAAUCAUAUAUAAAAAAACGUGACACUGCAGCCGGAAGUGCCGCCAGCUCCAAAAUAAAAGCAGGACCUAUUCGAGCCCCAUCAAAUAUUCGGGUAACAUCACGGUUUGACUAUCAACCUGACAUAUGUAAAGAUUAUAAAGAAACUGGGUUUUGUGGAUACGGAGAUUCUUGUAAAUUCUUGCAUGAUCGUGGAGAUUAUAAAACUGGAUGGCAACUAGAACGUGAAUGGGAAGAAAAGCAAGGAAAAUUAGGACAUGAUCCCAACGCGUAUAUAGUGGAAAGUAGCGACGAUAGCGAAGAUGAAUUGCCAUUUGCUUGUCUUAUUUGUCGUCAAGAGUACUCAAGUCCAGUAGUCACAAAGUAA
Messenger RNA from Ambispora gerdemannii, 690 nucleotides. Lineage: Eukaryota; Fungi; Glomeromycota; Glomeromycetes; Archaeosporales; Ambisporaceae. The record is from the annotation of a GenBank genome assembly.